Molecule: messenger RNA, 197 nt
Organism: Strongylus vulgaris
Lineage: Eukaryota; Metazoa; Nematoda; Chromadorea; Rhabditida; Strongylidae
Source: the annotation of a GenBank genome assembly
UUUCCCCCUAUUCCGCCUACGUUCCAAGAUGAAUACAAAGAAGCGCAAGUUCAACGAGCUCUUAUUCUGGAGAAGGUAGCACUAUCUAUCCUCGCUUUUUUUUUUAAUGAGGAGAGCAUUCCUCACAGGCAACUUUUUGGGAGCGCCCAAAUACUACGAUUACGAGAACAAAAAGUGGAAGUGAUUACUGCAUAGGA